Dermacentor andersoni is the source of this 856-nucleotide messenger RNA. The record is from RefSeq and is a predicted model, not a curated record. Lineage: Eukaryota; Metazoa; Arthropoda; Arachnida; Ixodida; Ixodidae.
AUGCGCUCUUCAAACAGGUGGUUCUGCCGCACGCGAAGAACGGUACAAACAAAUAUUACGUCCUGUAUACUUGAGAGGAGCAGUGUCACGCCAGUUGUCCUCUCAUUAUAAAGCUAGCAUGAUGUUCUGGUCCGUCACGCUGCUUGCCUUCACACUAGUGCACGGAACGACGGCCACAAUGAAGUCAGAAGCGGAACUGCUGGAAGUGAAUGGCUGGAAGGAAAUGGAUGCCCAAGGGAAUCCUUUGUAUAAAACACUGGCUUCGAAGGCUGCUUCGAACUUUACCAAACAUAUAGAUUUCUACCAGGUGUUGAACGAGGUGAUAUCAGUGAACAAAAAGGGUGAAAAGCACAGAAUUGAGUUUACUUACUCGCCAACACCAUGCAGCGUUCAAGAAACAUUUGAUUCCGCUAAAUGCAAAGCAGUCACACCCAAGGCUUCCGGCGAGUGCACUUCAAUGUUCACAGUGAAGGGAAACAAAGAAGAAAGCGCUGUGCUCGAUUGGGUGCACUGCAAUGAUUUCAUGGCUCCAAAGCGCCGUCGCUAUCCGGAAAAUUAGGCGAAAACUGAACAGUCCCAGGCAACAUAUUUUAACAGCUAUGCGCAAAGCCCACAUAACCACUGCUUCGUACCUUGAGAGGCAAAGAAGGUCUCGAUAGUGUGUCAAACAUGACGUAAUUUUUUCCCUAUAGAUGGAGCCCUUUAGGCUAAGACUAACGAAAAAAAUAUUUAAUCUCAUCAAAUGGGGACCACAACUAAAUCACCUAAUUGCAGUAAAGAAAAUAUUUAGCGCUUGACGAUCAGAGACCAAUGGACGGAAGGUCGGAACGAGAAUAAAGCGCACAUGAAUUAUGGA